This is a messenger RNA of Triplophysa rosa, 977 nucleotides long. RefSeq lists its product as uncharacterized. The transcript is spliced from 7 exons. Bases 1 to 786 code for a protein of 261 amino acids. Lineage: Eukaryota; Metazoa; Chordata; Actinopteri; Cypriniformes; Nemacheilidae. The record is from RefSeq and is a predicted model, not a curated record.
AUGCGAUUAACGUUACAGGUCGACUGUCACUUCAGCAAACACUUCAACAUGGAUAAACACGUGAAAUGUAUUGAGAACGGCGAUAAAAGCGAUCUAUACCGCAAGACGUCUUAUUUGCCGCCAAGGUCUAGGCUAAACCAUGUGGAAGCUGACAAAACAACUUCAAGAUUUGGACAUAAACGGCAGAGACCAGCGAAAGUGGGAGACCAGAAUCGGGACAUAAAAAGUAUAUAUAUCCCCAAGGCAAUGACUGAUGCUCCAUUUUUGCAGCAUCCAGCCCUAACACCUGGACAGAAGCGCUUUCUAUACAGUAUAGCAGAAGCUUACAGUAAAGAUCAUAUGCGGCAGUUGAUACGUCAACAUUACAUGAAUAUAUUACACCGCUGCAUCAGAACAGACCUAAAUCCACAUGUAAAACCAAAGGUGACGACAACAUACAGAACAGAGAGUGUAACAGCACAAGCGGAACACAUCACAAACUCCCAAACCACAACGAUUUUUGGGACAAAAGAACAUGGAAGGAAACUUGUGAUUGUGGAGAAGGCCAAGAAAACAACCUUGCCUAAAAUCAUCAGCCAUCAAAGAGUGUCUUCGAGAUUUCCAAAAACAAACAAAGCUCUGGCAAGAAGUAAGACUGCUGUAGCAAAACCCACAUCUUUGCGAAGAUCACACCAAUGGGAUGUUGACCUCGAGUGGGAGAUGACCGAGAUGGAUUCUUAUCUCUCUAGACGCAUGAGUGGCCUGUCUUUCAAUGAAUCUGAAGAGGACUUUCUGUUUGCUACUUAAAACAUACCAUUUUUAAUCAUUAAAGGAACAGUUCACCCAAAAAUAGAAAAUUCUGUCAUCAUUUACUCACCCUCAAGUUGUUCCAAAUCCGUAUAAAUUUCUUUGUUCUGAUGAACACUGAGAAAUAUAUUUCGAAGAAUGCUUGUAACCAAGUAGUUCUUGGCCACCAUUGCCUCCCAUAGUAGGAAAAA